CCUGGAGGCUCUAGGACCCAGUGUCUCUCCGCCUGCCUCUGCCCUGCUGAAGUGAAGCCUCCAGUGUCUCUCCGUGUUCCUGACUGAGCGGCUGCCUGCUGGAGCUCUGCCUCUGUUUUAUUUAUUUCCUGUGAAUAUGGAGAUAAAGGAUCCACAGACUCCCGGCAUGCACCAGCACAUGGACGACCUCCACAGAUUAACAUGCAGCCACAACUGAGCCUCUGCACCUGAGAGCUCUGCAGCUUUGGGAGCAGUUUUCUCCAGAGUUUUUUUUAAAAAUUUUGCUUCACCUGUGCAGACAGAAACAGGAGAGACACUUUCUUUUCAUUUCUUUUCUGUCCUUGUUGCAGCCUCGGCCCGUGACCCCUCUCCCCUCCCUCCCCCCUCUUUCCUCGUUCACUUGUUCAGCUGUCACUCUGUCCGUCACUCCUCAGGAUAUCCCCUUUCCCUGUUUCUAGGAUUUCAUAAUGCAUCGGGCUCUGAGUCUGUCUCAGAGCUGAGCUUCAUGUCUGCUGGACAACAUGGACACAUGGACAGAGUGCAUGGCAAUAAGGAAGGGCCACAGUCCAGAGCCGCAGAGCCUUUAACUGAACUUUAAACAACAGGAAACAGCCUGUUUAUUUAUUUAUAGAUGCUCCGACACUUUGUUUAAGAGCAGGUUUUUGUGCAUAUGUGCGUGUUUCCUGGACCUGUUGGAUCUACAGUCAUGGGCAACGCAGCAGGAAGUAUGGAGGUACCUCUCCAGAAGGAGGGGAAGCCGCCGUCGGCCCCUCAGGGCUCCACGGGGCCCCUGAAGCAAACUGCAGGGCUGAAACUCCCGAUGCCUCCUGAGGACGAGCUGGAGGAACGUUUCAGUGCAGUGCUGAACUCGAUGAAUCUGCCUCCGGACAAAGUGAAGAUCCUCAGUCAGUACGACAACGAGAAGAAGUGGGAUCUGAUCUGUGACCAGGAGCGCUUUCAGGUGAAGACCCCGUCUGCGUACCUGGACAAGCUGAAGAGUUUCCUGGAUCAUGGAGGCGUCGGUCGAAAGUUUAAGAGACGAGUCCAGGAAUCGACGCAGAUCCUCAGAGAGCUGGAGAUUUCCCUCAGGACCAAUCACAUCGGCUGGGCUCAAGAGUUCCUGAAUGAGGAAAACCGUGGACUAGACGUCCUGGUGGAUUAUCUGUCUCACGCUCACAGCGCUGUCACGUUGGACGCAGACUGUUUGGACGGCGGCUCUCUGCCCUCAGAUAAAAACAAAAGUUUGGACAGAUCGGUGGAGGACUUGAGCAGAAGUGCCAGCAGCUCUCCGUCCCACAGUUCAUCCAAAACCAGCAAAACCUUCACUGCCAGAUUCAACUCUCUCCAAAACAGGAAGGUGGUGAGGAACUCCCGGGUCGUGAGCCAGAAAGACGACGUUCAUCUCUGCAUCAUGUGUUUACGUGCCAUCAUGAACUAUCAGUCUGGGUUCAACCUGGUGAUGAAACAUCCCAGCUGUGUCAAUGAGAUCACACUGAGCCUCAACAACAGAAACCCACGGACGAAGGCUCUGGUUCUGGAGCUGCUCGCCGCCGUGUGUCUGGUCAGAGGAGGUCAUGACAUCAUCCUCUCGGCCUUCGACAACUUCAAAGAGGUGUGUGCAGAGAGAAGCAGGUUCGAGAAGCUCAUGGAGUUUUUCCGCAGCGAAGACAACAACAUCGACUUCAUGGUGGCGUGCAUGCAGUUCAUCAACAUCGUGGUUCACUCAGUGGAGAACAUGAACUUCAGAGUUUACCUCCAGUACGAGUUCACUCGACACGAGCUGGAUGAUUAUCUGGAGAGGUUAAAGUUCACCGAGAGCGACCGGCUGCUGGUGCAGAUCCAGGCGUACCUGGACAACGUGUUCGACGUGGCAGCUCUGCUGGAGGAUGCGGAGGCGAAGAACGCUCUGCUGGAACACAUGGAGGAGCUGCAGGGACACAACACACAGCUGAGCUGCAGACUCCAGGAGAACGAGCGGGAGACGAUGGAGAAAGAUUCAGAGUUUGAGAAAAAAAUCAUUCAGACGACAAAAGAUGUGGAGCUGCUGAAGGAGGGUCUUCGGGAGUCGAGCUCUCAGGUGACUCUGCUGCAGCAGCGAGAGCGAGAGAGCGAGCUGCAGCGUGAGAGCGACCGGGAGCGAGAGAGGGACCGGGACCGGGCCACCCAGGCCCUGAGGGAGCUGGAGGUCAAAGUUCAAGCUCUGGUGGAGCAGGGGCUCGUCCGGAUGGAGCGCUCCGUGUCCGGACACCUGGAGCUCCAGGUGGUCCCUGUCAUCCAGGACGAGACUCAGAAAGCUAAAGAAGAAGCAGGUACAGGAGAUGAGGCCACGCCCACCUCCUCCGACCCUCCGCCAUGUCUUCCUGAAGUUGAAAAAUCGCCUCCACCACCGCCGCCUCCUCCCCCACCACCUCCGAGCACAACCACAGCUCCUCCUCCUACUCCUGUAGCCCCUCCUCCUCCUCCUCCUCCUCCUCCUCCUCCACCACCUGUAGCUCCACCUCCUCCUCUGCUGCCCCCUGGAGGUGGUACGACCCAGCACUCAGGUUGUAAACAAAAGAAACCGAUUCAGACCAAAUACCGCCUGCCGCUGUUGAACUGGCAGGCGCUGAAAUCCAGCCAGGUGACAGGAACCAUCUUCAACGAGCUGGACGACGAACACGUCUUAGAGGAGCUCAACAUGGCCGCCUUCGAGGAGCAGUUUAAGACCAAGGCCCAGUCCGCCCCCGUGGCCCCGGGGACCCUCAAGAUGAAACUGGCUCAUAAGACCCAGAGCAAAGUGUCUCUGAUGGAGGCCAACAGGGCCAAGAACCUGGCCAUCACCCUGCGGAAGGAGGGGAUGGCUGCGUCCGACAUCUGCUGCGCCAUCGAGACGUACAACCAGCGAGCUCUGAGUCUGGACUUCCUGGAGCUCCUGGAGCGCUUCAUCCCCUCGGAGUACGAGAUGAGGCUCAUCCACAACCACGAGUGUGAGGGCAGGCCCCUGGACGAGCUCAGCGAGGAGGACCGCUUCAUGGUGCGCUUCAGCAAGAUCCCGCGGCUCUGCCAGCGAAUCAGAGCGCUCACCUUCAUGGGCAACUUCCCCGAGAGCGUCCAGCUGAUCCAGCCCCAACUCGACGCCGUCAUCGCCGCCUCAAUGUCGAUCAAAUCCUCCGGCAAACUGAAGAAGAUCCUGGAGGUCGUCUUAGCGUUUGGGAACUACAUGAACAGCAGCAAGCGAGGAGCAGCGUACGGCUUCCGCCUGCAGAGCCUCGAUUUGUUGUUGGAAACUAAAUCCACCGACCGCAAACAGACGCUGCUGCACUUCAUCGUCAGCAUCAUCCAGGAGAAAUACCCAGAAGUCCAGAGUUUCUACUCGGAGCUGCACUUCCUGGACAAAGCCUCGAUGGUGUCUCUGGACAGCAUCCUGCAGGACGUGCGAGCUCUGGAGCGCGGCAUGGAGGCGACCGCCGCCGAGUUCUCUCUGGAACAACAGAAUCCCGUCCUGCAGACGUUCCUCAGCACAAACACCGAGCUGCUCGACUCCCUGGUGGCUGAUGGGAAAACUGCACAGGAUGUGUACGACUCGGCUGUGGAGUACUUUGGAGAAAACUCCAAGACGACUCCUCCCUCCAUGUUCUUCCCAGUUUUUGUCAGAUUCAUCAAAGCGUACAAGCAAGCGGAGCAGGACAACGAGCAGAAGAGGAAACUUGUCCUGAACUGUGAAACUCCGUCGACUCCCAGUAAACCUGACGUCAUGGAGAACAAGGUUGCCACGGUGACCAGGCUGCCGCAGAUGGACUUGAUAGCGGAGCUGAAGAGGAGGCAGGUGUCUCCGCUGGUGAGGGAGGGGAAGGACGGAGCCAUCGAGGACAUCAUCACAGCUCUAAAGUCCGUGCCCUUCACGGCUCGCUCGGCCAAACGCUCCUCUCGCCUCUUCUGCGACUCCGUGUUCAGCGACGAGAUUUAAGGAACCAGCCGUACAGGCGGGCGGACGGUGGGCGGCGCAGCGCCAAGUGGAAACCAGGACAACAGCUGCACGUGUCCUCAGACAUCUCCCUGUGAGGACGAGUCCAACACCACAUCUGAAACCUCAUCUUCAUCUUCAUCACCUGCAGCUCAAAACACGUCACGCGAGCUGAUGAAGACGACCACGAGGAAGAGUCCGAGUUUGAUUAACGCAGUGAAAUCACAGAGAAACUUUGACGGACACAUGACUCAUGAAUCAUUUUUAUAGCUUUUUGAAAAUAAAAAUACUCUCCGCAUGAUUUUUUAAUUGGGUUCAUUUUAAAUUAAAUAUGAAUUAUGGUCUGUUUCUGAAGUAGAGAUGAGAAAUUAAAUUGGAGAUUUGUAAGAGAUUUAAAUUAUUUUUAAUACUAAAGUGAAAGAAUGAUGAACUAAUACUUUAACAUUUCAACAAAUAAAGGAUUUUAUACUGUUUUCUAGUGUGAGAAGAGUUCUGUUAUUUAUGAUGAAGAGAGAGAGAAGCAGAAAACGACGACAUUUUUAUCAGUGUAAUUUUAUUUUAAAC
Hippoglossus stenolepis (Pacific halibut) is the source of this 4507-nucleotide messenger RNA. RefSeq names its product formin-like protein 1. Gene Ontology annotation, biological process: regulation of cell shape; cell migration; cortical actin cytoskeleton organization. NCBI's taxonomy places the organism in Eukaryota, Metazoa, Chordata, Actinopteri, Pleuronectiformes, Pleuronectidae. The record is from RefSeq and is a predicted model, not a curated record. Gene Ontology annotation, molecular function: actin filament binding; small GTPase binding. Gene Ontology annotation, cellular component: cytosol.